AAUAGAGGCUAGAACAACAGGAUAAGAAAGCACUAGAAAAGUCCAGAACGAAAUUUGCGAUGAAGCAUUUAUCUAUAUGUUUCAACAAUGUGCAGUUAUCUGCUGACACAAAAAUCGAAUAGCAGCAUUAGACAGGAUCUUUCUAAAGCCUUUUGGUUUUAGAAACUGAAAAUUUUCUGCAUUGAAAGUUAAUCUGACUUUCAAGUCAAAGUUAAUAAUUUGUACCAUGGAUAUCUCAAUGAAACUGAAUGUCUCAGAAGGCUGCCUGAGUGAACAGCAGUCUGAUGUAUCAUCUACUGCAGUCAUUAAGUUUAAAGAGCCAGCCCUCCCAGUGCCAUUCAGAAAGCUUGAUGAAGAUACAAAUUUGAAUUUUCCACCAAAAAAUUGGCUGAGAAGUAACCUUUCUCAGAAAUUCUUUGAGGGAGGCAUGGAUAAAAGGAGGCCAAUCAAUUUGUCAAGUUUCAAAAUGGCAAAUAAAUAUCUAGAGCAUGUUGGAAAUGUUGAUGUCAUUUCAGAUGCAGAGAAUAUCAAGCGACUCCUGAAAAGUCCAUACAGUGAUGGAGGCUUGAGUAUGGCCGUUCAUAGGAUUCAAAAUACAUUGCUUAUUAGUGAACUGGAUAUUCCAAAAAUCAUAUCUGCUGCUUCGUCGAAGCCUGAUCUUUGCCGGAGACUGGACUGGUUGAAAAGAUUUUAUUGCAAUGUUGUCGGCGUCCCUCAGGAUAGUGAAUUUCCGAAGAAAAAAAGGAACAGAGAAUAUGCUCGAGCGCAAAAUAUGCUAUCAAAAUUCCUUCACUAUAGUAUUGAAAAUACCGCCUCCAGCAGUGAAGAUAUGCAAGCAGAUCAGUUGAGUUUUCUUCAACAAAUCAGCGAUGAGCUUGAUACUGAUGCAUUUGAAGUCAUGUGUAAAGAAGAAACGUUUUUAUCUCCUUUCUUUGAUGGAAGAAGAAGUGAGCUCGAAUCAGUGUCACCCUUCCAGCGAGAUGUUGUUUGGUCUCUGGAUGACAUAACAAUGCUUGUUGGCUCUGAUAUGCCGAUUUUUGGAGGGGGAUUGUUUCCAGCUGUUAGCCUAAAAUUGAGAGACGCAACAAAACCUAUCAAUAUUCUCACUGGUCUUGACUACUGGCUUGAUAACUUAAUAUGCAAUGUUCCUGAACUCGCUAUGUGCUAUCAUACGGAAGGAAUAGUGCAGAAAUAUGAAAUGGUUUUAACAGAAGACCUGCCAAAACUGGAAGACUGCAAAUUUUCACCCAAGGUAGUCAAAAGUAUCGCCCAAGAUAUUCUGUCUUUUCUGAAAUCGAAGUGUACAAAAGAAGGGCAUACUUAUUGGCUUUUCAAAGGCAGCGAAAGUGACAUCGUCAAAUUAUAUGAUCUGACGUCAAUUUGCAAUGAGGAAGCCGAUGAUAGUUCGCUGAACCCAUUCACGUUGCCAGUCGCAAGUCUUUUGUUUCGGAUUGCAAAUAACAUGAUCGCCAGUGGAAUCAACCGCAAGAAGGAUGCCGUUGCUGCCUCAUGCUUGCUACAAAAUUGCAUUUUGCUACUGGAGAAUUCAAAUCAAUCCGAACUGACAUUGGCUGCGCACUACUUACUUGCUCAAUUGUACAUGCAAGAUUUCUUUUCUGCUGAUGACGAUUCUAAUGAUGGAAAACCAAGCUUCGAGGAAGAGGGUUUUGAUGACAACUUUGCAAACGAAGCUGAAGGUUUCACGCGGGCUUCUGACGAUGAAAAGGUUAAUGAAGGCUAUCGUGUGCUUGUUGAUGCUAGGAAACAAAAUUACCAGGCUAACGCGUGGUUAAAUGCCACUAAGGAGGAGAAAUGCAGAAUGACAAUCAAGUUCAUUGUCAAGGCACUUCAGUCUUAUAACGUUGUCUCAAGCAGAGCUGGAAAACGUCUGACGUAUGGGGACUUCGAAGGCGCCACUUCCUCUUCGUCUGCAAGCAACGAGCAAAGUGGGUCAAUUAUUUCGCUCAGAGACACGCAAACUGGUCAUACAGUAGAAGAUCGCAUAUACAGUAACUAUGGUUUGCACGAUAUGCAAAACCCGGAAAAUGGCCGGAUAAUACGGAAUCUCAAUAUCGCUGCAGUUAAUGCAUAUUCUUCACUUGCUGAGCUGAGCAUAUCCAAAGAGAAAUAUGGAAGGGCACUGCGAUUUCUCAAGAUCGCUCUUCAGGCCAUAGGAAAGAUCCCAUCUCCGCAACCAGACACAGUAUUACGCAAACAUGCCAAAGUGAACAUGUUGCUAGGUGACGUAUGUCUUGUUUUUGCACGAACGAAAACAGUAUCCAGAGAAGACUACUUCUCAUUGAGCGAGGAUGAUACUGAGUUUAUCAGGCUUUGUGAUUCGUAUGAUGCUGCUUGCAUGCCUGAGAAUGAGCUUGCGAGAGGUAGCAACAUCGACGAAAUAUUCAUGUUGUCAUCGGAAGAGCUACUCAUCAAAGCUGUUUCUUGGUACGAAGAGAGUGUUGCAGUUAGUCCUUCGGACGAAACGGAUCUUGAAAACGUGGAGCAGGUUUCUGCAGUGACUGGCAGGCUUGGCAAUGUGCGGAAUGAACUCGGAGUCUUCUACAUGAACGUUGCUUCUUCUUUAUUAAAAAGCCACGGGGAUCCAACAGCCGAAGAGCAGAGCCUUUGGAAAAAGAGUUACCAGUAUUUUGAAACUGGAAUUGAAGCAUUUUUGGUUGUAUCUGACAAGUCAAAUGUAGCGCUGUUACAUUCGAAUAGAGCAAGGUUGAUGCGUCUCUGUGCCACUGCCUAUGGCAACAGUACAAGGCAAAAUGAAGAGGAGGAGCGAGGUGAAUUCACGCACCAAGAAAGGCUGUACUUCAAUAAGGCCUUCGAGUUCUACCAAAAAGCGCUCUCAUGCUUGGGAAGUAAAGAUAAAAGCCAAGAUAUCUGGAAUCAAAUAUCAUUUGAUUUGUCUGGAGCAUAUUUCGCAAUGGCCUGUUUACUACAAGACUACGCUCCAUUGAAUACGGUGUCAUUUGAAGAGGUUUCUAAAGAAGUCCAGAAUCUUAUGAUGAAGUCGUUGCACUAUUGUCAAGACGAGGAAUGCGAUGCAAAAUCUCCAAGAACUAAAAGCAUUAGAUUGAGAAUAGGCACCAUUCACCACCGCAUUGCAUCAUUGUACCACCAUGCUCUUCGUAACAAGGACCAAACCGCUUCGGCCAAAAAGUUAAAAUCACUAGCUGAUUUACAUUAUGAAAAGGCCUACUGUCACCUUACAGAUGAACAAGGCCUCUUGGAGUACCUUUCAACUUUAACAGAGCACAUUGCAUUGCAUUCGCAGUUAGAAAGCAAGGCUUCUAGUAGUUUCACGAAUGUUAAAAGACUCAAAGCAGCAUUGACUAUAGUUCUCAAGAAAUCAAAUAUUGAUGUCCUCAGAAAAGGUGCCUGUAUCUUGGAGAGUGAAGAAAUGGGAGAGAAUUGCGAGUGUGCAUAUGUUGGCCAUGCGGAGGAGAAGCUAAUAGAAGGAAAGAAAGGAAUUUCAUCAACCUCAGAAAAAAUCAAUAGCAAAAUCUUUCUACCUGGUUUCAACUUUUCUUUAGAAACUCUAUAUAGAACUUUAUUCCUUUUGAACACACAGUUACGAGACAUUCUAAAAGACCUUGUUUUGCUUUUCUCAGCUAAAGGAUCAAAGUUAAAAAGUUUUGAGAACCUUGACUUAGCCGAGGUAAAGAAAAUAUAUGAAAUUUAUCUUCGAAGAUCACCCAGCGUUGAUGAAAAAGACAAUGAUACCGGAAAAAAGUCUGUACAUAUGCUUAAAUGUAUUGCAGAUAUUGUAGAGAAAAUAAGGUCAGAAAGUAAUUUAUAGAAAAGUAAGAUUAUACAGUUAGAAUAUUUAUUAGUAUCGUCAUUCAAAUUCACGCACCAUGUAACAAGUGUUAUUCAUUUACUCAUUACUGCGAAUAAAAUGUUUAUUUUGGAAUCGAACAGGUGGAGGUUAGAAAGAAAGUAUCUCUUUCAGUCUUAUCUUGAUAGUAUCUCAUCAAACGUGUAGAUCGAUAUACGAUUCUUGAGUGCUAUGAGCAUUCAAGGAUUGACAGAAUCUUUGAAAAGACCUGCCGUAAACUACUAUAGCCUUGGCUUGGAACUUCUUUAAAAUCUUAGGCAAGGUUGAUAUGAAUGCCAAUGAAGUUUGAAACUGGUCGUGUCGAGAAAGGGCAUCAUUUUGCCCAAAACUUCAUUCCCUGCUGUCUGUGAUAGAAUGAUGCCUGCGGACAGUGCCUUAAUAAUAGUUUUAUUCCGUCCCAAAU
Molecule: messenger RNA, 4250 nt
Organism: Rhopilema esculentum
Lineage: Eukaryota; Metazoa; Cnidaria; Scyphozoa; Rhizostomeae; Rhizostomatidae
Product: erythroid differentiation-related factor 1
Biological process (GO): positive regulation of DNA-templated transcription
Molecular function (GO): protein binding
Source: RefSeq, a predicted model, not a curated record